This is a messenger RNA of Gregarina niphandrodes, 348 nucleotides long. RefSeq lists its product as hypothetical. The coding region runs from base 1 to 348 and encodes 115 amino acids. Lineage: Eukaryota; Apicomplexa; Conoidasida; Eugregarinorida; Gregarinidae. The transcript has a single exon. The record is from RefSeq and is a predicted model, not a curated record.
AUGGCCGUGGCAGUGGUAGAUCCCGAGGUGAGCGCACAAGUGCAGGAGCUCUACAAGGACUCGCUCAAGAAGGCCAAGUCGUGUCUGAAAAAGGGCGACGUGGACGGGAGCGUGCAGCUCAUGAUCGAGUUCUUCGAACAUACGGAUCUCCUCGCGGAAUACUUUCACCACCGCUCAGUCGAAGAAGUCAGCGAAGAAAUGCUCGAUCGCCUCGAACAAGCCCAGAGCGCCCUCGCUUCCGUCUUCGCCGAGUACCCAGAUCGCGCUAAACUGUUCCUCACCAGACUCCGAGAAAUUGUCGACAUUGAGUUCGACGCAUUCAAGGCCAUGAAAGAACAACAGGCGUGA